Microtus ochrogaster (prairie vole) is the source of this 2175-nucleotide messenger RNA. It is a transcript of the gene Aifm3, whose product is annotated as AIF family member 3. Lineage: Eukaryota; Metazoa; Chordata; Mammalia; Rodentia; Cricetidae. Gene Ontology annotation, molecular function: oxidoreductase activity, acting on NAD(P)H; 2 iron, 2 sulfur cluster binding. The record is from RefSeq and is a predicted model, not a curated record. Gene Ontology annotation, cellular component: cytoplasm; mitochondrion. Gene Ontology annotation, biological process: execution phase of apoptosis.
AGACCUUGGACAGCCGGACAGCCUGCCAUCUGCGCUCCCACCAGCCAGGCCAGAUCUCAGGCCAUUCACCAUGGGCGGCUGCUUCUCCAAGCCCAAGCCAGUGGAACUCAAGAUUGAAGUGGUGCUGCCAGAGAAAGAGCGGGGCAAGGAGGAGCUGUCUGCCAGCGGAAAGGGCAGUCCCCGGGCUUACCAGGGCAAUGGCACAGCACGCCACUUCCAUGCCGAAGAGCGCCUGCCCACCACGCAGCCCUACCCCAGCCCCCAGGACUGUGUGGAGGCUACUGUCUGUCAUGUCAAGGACCUCGAGAAUGGCCAGAUGCGGGAAGUGGAGCUGGGCUGGGGAAAGGUGUUGCUGGUGAAGGACAAUGGGGAAUUCCACGCCCUGGGCCAUAAGUGUCCCCACUAUGGAGCACCUCUGGUUAAAGGUGUUCUGUCCCGGGGACGUGUGCGCUGCCCCUGGCAUGGUGCCUGCUUCAACAUCAGUACUGGGGACCUAGAGGACUUCCCAGGCCUGGACAGUCUGCAUAAGUUCCAGGUGAAGAUCGAGAAGGAGAAGGUGACUGUUCGGGCAAGCAAGCAGGCCCUGCAGCUGCAGCGAAGGACAAAGGUGAUGGCCAAGUGUAUCUCUCCAAGUGCUGGCCACAGCAGUAGCACCAAUGUGCUCAUAGUGGGUGCAGGUGCUGCUGGCCUGGUGUGUGCAGAGACACUGAGGCAAGAGGGCUUCUCAGACCGGAUCGUCCUUUGCACACUGGAUCGACAUCUGCCCUAUGACCGGGCCAAGCUCAGCAAGUCCCUGGACGCGCAGCCUGAACAGCUGGCCCUGAGACCUAAGGAGUUCUUCCGGGCCUAUGGUAUCGAGAUGCUCACUGAAGCCCAGGUGGUCACAGUGGAUGUGAGAAAUAAGAAGGCUGUGUUCAAGGAUGGCUUCAAGCUGGAGUAUAGCAAGCUGCUGCUGGCACCAGGAAGCAGCCCUAAGACCCUGAACUGCAAAGGCAAAGACGUGGAGAAUGUGUUCACUAUCCGCACCCCCGAGGAUGCCAAUCGCGUGGUGCGGCUCGCCCGUGGCCGCAACGCUGUUGUGGUGGGAGCGGGCUUCCUGGGGAUGGAGGUGGCUGCCUAUCUGACUGAGAAGGCCCACUCCGUGUCUGUGGUGGAGCUGGAGGAGACACCCUUCCGGAGGUUCCUAGGGGAACGUGUUGGUCGUGCCCUUAUGAAGAUGUUUGAAAACAACCGGGUGAAGUUCUAUAUGCAGACAGAGGUGCUGGAGCUGCGGGCUCAGGAGGGCAAGCUGCAGGAGGUGGUGCUGAAGAGUAGCAAGGUUCUGCGGGCAGAUGUCUGUGUGGUAGGCAUUGGUGCGGUGCCUGCCACCGGCUUCCUGAGGCAGAGUGGCAUUGGUCUGGAUUCCCGAGGUUUCAUCCCAGUCAACAAGAUGAUGCAGACCAACGUCCCAGGCGUGUUUGCUGCUGGCGAUGCCGUGACCUUUCCCCUUGCCUGGAGGAACAAUCGGAAAGUGAACAUCCCACACUGGCAGAUGGCUCAUGCCCAGGGGCGGGUAGCAGCUCAGAACAUGCUGGCACAGGAGGCGGAGAUCAACACAGUGCCCUAUCUGUGGACUGCCAUGUUUGGCAAGAGCCUCCGCUAUGCGGGCUAUGGAGAAGGCUUCGAUGAUGUCAUCAUUCAGGGGGAUCUGGAAGAGCUGAAGUUUGUGGCUUUUUACACCAAAGGUGACGAAGUGAUUGCUGUGGCCAGCAUGAACUACGAUCCCAUUGUAUCCAAGGUGGCUGAGGUGCUGGCCUCAGGUCGAGCCAUCCGGAAGCGGGAAGUGGAGUUGUUUAUGCUGCACAGCAAAACCGGCGACAUGUCUUGGCUCACAGGGAAAGGAUCCUGAGCUCUGCUGCGAUGGACUUGGGCAGGCCUCCAGGGCACCAAGGUCAGAGAUCGCAUCCUGGGGGCAAGUGCCAAUCUCCAAUUUCCCAGGAUCCCCCAGGGUGGAAUCUGAGUCCUCCCAUGGCCUGCCUUCAACUGUCUGCCUCCCCUCCAGAGAGGCUCCUGCUGCCUCUAGAAGAUGGUCCAUCCAAGGCCUCAGCUGUCAUCGACAGCUGGUUUUAGAGGCACAACAGGUUUCCCAGCAAGACCCUGAAACAUGACCUUGAAAUUAAAACACGAGUACCUGCA